UGCUUCCCUCUGCCGCUAUAUUACAUCCCACUCGACUCCACCAAGAGCUUUCUCCGUCAAGCUCCCGGGAAGAUCCACCUCGCCGGCGACAAUGGCGGCCCCCGGCGACUCUCUUCCGGACAUGCUCGACUCGCGAACGCAUUUCUUCGGCCUCAAGCUCUUCGUCCUCGUCGGCGUGGCGGCCGUCGCCGUCGUCUGCCUCGUCGCCGUCUGCCUCGGUUGCCUCUGCAUCUGCUCGAAGCAACGGAGCUCGAAGGGCCGCGACGUCGGGCCGAGGCGGAAGCACGGGCCCGGCUCCGUCCCGGCGGCGACCAAGACGAUGGUGGAGCUCAGGGCAGGCGCGGCGGAUCGCGUCGAGCGCGGCGCCAGAGAGGAGGGCGGGAUCGGGUAUGCGGAACCGGAUCCGGCGAAGUUCCGGGAGCUACUCGAGAUCGGCAGGGACGAGGCCGGACAUGGAGGAGGCGGAGGAGAGAAGACGAGGAGGGGAAUGCGCGGCGACGACGGCCACGGCGGCCCCGGCCGUCGGAGGGAGAGCCCCGCGGCGCCGGCGCCGGCGGCGGGGGAGGAGCGGAGGAACGUGGGGUGGGGGCGGUGGUACAGCUUGCGGGAGCUGGAGAUCGCGACGGGGUUCGCGGAGGAGAACGUGAUCGGAGAAGGAGGCUACGGCGUCGUGUUCAGGGGGGUCUUGCCCGACGGCUCGGCGGUGGCGGUGAAGAACCUGCUCAGCAAGAGGGGUCAGGCGGAGAAGGAGUUCAAAGUUGAAGUUGAAGCCAUAGGUAAAGUAAGACAUAAGAACUUGGUUGGGCUGGUUGGAUAUUGUGCAGAGGGUUCUAAAAGGAUGUUCGUGUAUAAAUACAUCGAUAAUGGGAAUUUGGAGCAAUGGUUGCACGGUGACGUUGGACCUGUUAGCCCCUUGACAUGGGACAUCCGGAUGAAAAUUGCAGUCGGAAUAGCUAAAGGGCUAGCCUAUCUGCAUGAAGGUCUAGAACCAAAAGUAGUACAUCGGGAUGUAAAAGCUAGCAAUAUUCUUCUGGACAAAGGAUGGAAUCCCAAGAUAUCAGAUUUCGGCCUCGCCAAACUCUUGGGGUCUGAGGCUAGCCACGUGACUACGCGUGUAAUGGGCACUUUUGGUUACGUUUCUCCUGAGUAUGCAAGCACGGGCAUGCUUAAUGAAUGGAGUGAUGUAUACAGUUUCGGGGUUUUACUGAUGGAGAUAGUAACGGGAAGGACUCCGAUUGACUAUUCCAGACCAGCAGCAGAGAUGAGCCUAAUCGAAUGGGUUAAGGAAAUGGUAGCCAGCCAUCGUGGGGAAGAUCUUGUUGAUCCCUUGAUUGCAGUUCAGCCCCCUCCUAGAGCUCUGAAGAUUUUGCUGAUCUGUCUGCGCUGUAUCGACUUAGAGGCCACCAAACGACCGAAGAUGGGGCAAAUUGUUCACAUGCUCGAGACAGAGGAUUUCGCUUUCCGCACUGAACACCGGCCAGCUCGAGAGAAAGAUCCACUUCUAUCGAGGGGGGUCGAUUCGCAUGACAUUCAUCCGGAUAGAUCGAGGUGGCGAUAACGCAUGUUGCUGGACUCGCGGGUUCACCGUCUUGCGGCCUAAGUCAAUUCAUACAAGAAACAGAUUCUUGGAUAACUUUAAUGGGUAUACAACACAUAUCUUGUGUCUCUUGUCUUGCUUCUAAUGUAUUAUUUCACCUGUAAAUGCUGGAAAUUUCUCCCGUUUUAGUUCGAUAAAAGCCGUGUAAAUUUGUCGGCUCGACGGACAGACUUAAGUGGAGAGGAGUGUCUCACAUUUUAUUGCAGUGAUUCUUAACAUACUGGGAAUUCCCUGCUGUGCAUCCAAAUUGAAUGAAAUUUAUGGCAAAGGCAAUAUAUUGGGAAGAUCCA
Eucalyptus grandis is the source of this 1887-nucleotide messenger RNA. RefSeq names its product probable receptor-like serine/threonine-protein kinase At4g34500. Gene Ontology annotation, biological process: protein phosphorylation. NCBI's taxonomy places the organism in Eukaryota, Viridiplantae, Streptophyta, Magnoliopsida, Myrtales, Myrtaceae. Gene Ontology annotation, molecular function: ATP binding; protein kinase activity. The record is from RefSeq and is a predicted model, not a curated record.